AGUUUAUAAAUUGGCCUUUUCACUUCUGCGCCUCUGUGGACGUAAAUUCUGAAUUUUUUUUCUCUAUAUCUUGCCGUGCUCAUGCACAUGAUUUGGCGUGUGGAAAAGGAUUUGGAAAGACAGGGUUUUGGAAGGAAAUCUAGUUUUAUCCGAAGCUUGUUUUUCAAUUGGCUUGUCAGUGUGAAGUAGCAGGAAAAUUGCAAUCACAGGCAAAAAUGUCCGGUGGCAUUGCUCGCGGUCGUCUUGCAGAAGAGCGAAAGGCGUGGCGGAAGAAUCAUCCACACGGUUUUGUUGCCAGGCCUGAUUCUCAACAAGAUGGCUCCUUGAACUUGAUGGUAUGGCAGUGCAUCAUUCCAGGCAAAGCGGGGACUGACUGGGAGGGUGGAUACUUUCCACUAGCAAUCCAUUUCAGUGAGGAUUAUCCAAGUAAACCACCAAAGUGCAAAUUCCCACAAGGGUUUUUCCAUCCUAAUGUGUAUCCAUCUGGAACUGUUUGCCUAUCAAUUCUUAAUGAAGAUUCUGGAUGGCGACCAGCUAUUACUGUGAAGCAAAUACUUGUUGGCAUUCAGGACCUACUUGAUCAGCCAAAUCCAGCUGAUCCUGCUCAAACAGAUGCUUACCAACUCUAUAUGCAGGACCCCAAUGAGUAUAAGCGAAGGGUUCGCCAACAGGCAAAACAGUAUCCUCCUCCAGUAUGAGGAUCUUCUACAGUGGAGGGAGAGUAUGAGGAUUGACAAGACUUUGCUUGUCUUCAGUAUUGUGGUUUUCCCAGAUUAAUAUUAAUAUGAAGACAAUUUAUGAAAACAUGUGGUCACUUAUGUAAGAUUUUCACUCUGAAAUGACUAGACAAAUUUCAGGAAAUGUUAACUGUAUCAUACAGAUUUGUUUUUGGUUGGUAACUUGUAGGUUACCUUCAAUUGGGUGGUCCUGGACUUAAUGAAUACAAUUAGAACGGGUUUAUUUUGCC
This is a messenger RNA of Cryptomeria japonica (Japanese cedar), 967 nucleotides long. Its product is annotated as SUMO-conjugating enzyme SCE1. The transcript is spliced from 5 exons. Gene Ontology annotation, biological process: protein sumoylation. Lineage: Eukaryota; Viridiplantae; Streptophyta; Pinopsida; Cupressales; Cupressaceae. Bases 216 to 698 code for a protein of 160 amino acids. The record is from RefSeq and is a predicted model, not a curated record. Gene Ontology annotation, molecular function: SUMO conjugating enzyme activity. Gene Ontology annotation, cellular component: nucleus.